This is a messenger RNA of Ciona intestinalis (vase tunicate), 2362 nucleotides long. Lineage: Eukaryota; Metazoa; Chordata; Ascidiacea; Phlebobranchia; Cionidae. The record is from RefSeq and is a predicted model, not a curated record.
GUCCGUGAAUCUGCUUAAAUAUAAAAUUCAAACCUUAAACUGCAAUAGGUUGCUUAAGACGUGAAUCUGGUUAAGCAAGAUGAGUUUUAAACUUGCAUUAAUCGUUAUGGUGGUUGGACUCACUGCUGGCAGUCACUCUUACACGAAAAUGGAAUACUGUAGUAUUGAAUGUACUGGAAACGAACAAGCAACAAGCACUGCGACGUCCCGUGGUAAUCUUACUUUGACUACUGGUCGUCCUGGUAAACGAGGACCACCCGGCCCAAGUGGACCCAUUGGACCAUCUGGUGAACGAGGACCACCCGGCCCAAGUGGACCCAUUGGACCAUCUGGUGAACGAGGACCACCCGGCCCAAGUGGACCCAUUGGACCAUCUGGUGAACGAGGACCACCCGGCCCAAGUGGACCCAUUGGAUCAUUCGGUGAACCUGGACCACCCGGAUCAAAAGGAGAUCCCGCUACACCAUGUAACUGUACUCUUCAAACUAUGGGAACUGAAAAUAGUUUGUUUGUACGAAAGGCUGUGUUAGAUCAUAUUAGGACAAAGGCAAGUGUCCACUACGAUGUUGGUUUAGAUACGAAUGUGGUUUACGAUGCUACAAGCAACAAGAUAUCAAAGAUAUUUGACCAGGGUCUCCAGCAAGCUCAUAUGGUACAGAAUAAUGCGGCCAACCAACCGAGUGUAUCUAGUAACAGACAGAAUGGAAAAAGAUUUAUUUCAUUUGACGGCAGAAAUCGGUGGAUGAAUGCCAACUUAAACUUGGACGACCAGCAUGAUACUAACGUCUUUAUUGUGUACAAAAUCACAGCUUACGAUGCUAAUACGCUUUGGCGAAGAAACGGCCUGUUUGGGAAUGAUAAUGGUGGUUUAGACAAAUACAUUUCCUUCUUUCCUAACGGAGAUCUGAUAGUUCCAAGGUCAGUUGGAAACUAUGUCAGAGUCAGUACAUAUCCAACCGGGGCAAAUGCUGGCGCAGUUGGCGUAUGGAACGUACUAAGUGUACAAUGGAAAGCGGGAGUCCUCCGAACCGUAAACUACCGUCGAGAAAUGAGUUAUAAGCUUGCAUUAGCUUAUUUGAUGAUUGGGCUAACAGUCGUACACUGUUACACGAAGAUGGAAUACUGCAGUAUUGAAUGUACUGGAAACGAACAAGCGACAAGCACUGCGACGUCUCGUGGUAAUCUUACUUCGACUACUGGUCGUCCUGGUAAACGAGGACCACCCGGCCCAAGUGGACCCGUUGGACCAUCUGGUGAACCUGGACCAGCCGGCCCAAGUGGACCCAUUGGACCAUCUGGUGAACGAGGACCACCCGGCCCAAGUGGACCCAUUGGACCAUCUGGUGAACGAGGACCACCCGGCCCAAGUGGACCCAUUGGACCAUCUGGUGAACCUGGACCACCCGGAUCAAAAGGAGAUUCCGCUACACCAUGUAACUGUACUUUUCAAACUAUGGGAGCUGAAAAUAGUUUGUUUGUACGAAUGGCUGUGUUAUAUGAUAUUAGGACGAGGGCAAGUGUCCACUACGACGUUGGUUUAGAUACGAACGUGGUUUACGAUGCUACAAGCAACAAGAUAUCAAAGAUAUUUGACCAGGGUCUCCAGCAAGCUCAUAUGGUACAGAAUAACGCGGCCAACCAACCGAGUGUAUCUAGUAACAGACAGAACGGAAAAAGAUUUAUUUCAUUUGACGGCAGGAAUCGGUGGAUGAUUGCCAACUUAAACUUGGACGACCAGCAUGAUAUUAACGUCUUUAUUGUCUAUAAAAUCACAGCUUACGAUGCUAAUACGGCUUGGCUAAGAAACGGCCUGUUUGGGAAUGAAAACGGUGACUUCGACAAAUUCAUUAGUUUCUUUCCUAACGCAGAUCUGAUGGUUUCGGGGUCAGUUGGAAACUAUGUCAGAGUCAGUACAUAUCCAACCGGAGCAAAUGCUGGCGCAGUUGGCGUAUGGAACGUACUGAGUGUACAAUGGAAAGCAGGAGGUCCUCCGAACUCCAGCAGCGUGUGGUGUAACGGGCAGUUACUUACGCGUUUCCAGGCCGAGGUGUCUCCAGGCUCACCGAGUUUAGCUUUGGGAGAUUUCAAUUCUGGAGGACUUCAUUCUUUAAAAGGUUCGAUCGGGGAGUUUUUGGUUUACAAAGGAAUUUCGAUGACGGACAAGAACAUUAGGGAUCAUCAUCAAUACUUCAUGCAUGGAUGGGGGAUAUAAAAGUUAAUUGUUUCAUUCCCGCAUUCAAUAUCAUGCAUAUACUUGUUGUGUAAAAACAUCAUGCCUGCAUCAUGGCCUACUCAAUUAUUGAGUAGGCCAUGCCUGCAUUUGAUUAACUUAAAAAAAUGUUAUUAUAUAAACAUGUUGUUA